Molecule: messenger RNA, 927 nt
Organism: Gastrolobium bilobum
Lineage: Eukaryota; Viridiplantae; Streptophyta; Magnoliopsida; Fabales; Fabaceae
Exons: 1
Coding region: 1-927 (308 amino acids)
Source: RefSeq, a predicted model, not a curated record
AUGGCUUUCCAUCGUUCCAUUAGAGCACAACCAGUGUCAACUGAAGGAUCAAUUUUAGCAGAGAGAACAACGGAGGAGCCUUUACCUAGCAAAGUUGCUCAAAGCACCGUGACAUGUUUCUACCAAGCCAAUGUUGCAGGCUUUUGGAGAAACGUAUCAGUUUUGUGGUGCAAAAACCUUAUGAACCAUUCCUUACACAUUACGGUUGAUAGUGUAGGAGGUGACUUACAUUAUAGCUGCAAGAUUGACGUGAAGCCUUGGCAUUUUUGGAGCAAAAAAGGGUACAAAACCUUUGAGGUUGAAGGGAAUCAGGUGGAACUCUAUUGGGAUCUCCGGUCAGCUAAAUUCUCCGGCAGCCCCGAGCCGAGCAGCGAUUACUAUGUAGCCUUAGUGUCUGAUGAAGAGGUUGUGUUGUUGUUGGGAGAUUACAAGAAGAAAGCUUACAAGAGAACGAAAUCUAGACCUGCCCUUGUUGAGGCCAUGUUACUUGUCAAGAAAGAAAACGUGUUUGCCAAGAAAAGCUUUUCCACCAAGGCCAGGUUUGAUGAGAAGAGAAAAGAAAGUGAAAUUGUUGUGGAUAGCUCAACCGGUGGUACUAGUGACCCCGAGAUGUGGAUUAGCAUAGAUGGGAUUGUGUUGAUUCAUGUCAAGAACUUGCAGUGGAAGUUUAGAGGGAACCAAACUGUUAUGGUUAACAAGCAACCUGUGCAAGUGUUCUGGGAUGUGCAUGAUUGGUUGUUUAGUGGGUCUGGCUCAGGGCCUGGUCUUUUCAUUUUCAAGCCAGGGCCUCCAGAAGCUGAGAGUGAAAAAGAAGGAAGUGCUGUUGAAGGUUGUGAAAGUGAUGAUGGCAGUGUUGGGUAUUAUUCAACUCUGAAUACUGCCACCUUUGAGUUCUGCCUCGUUCUCUAUGCCUACAAAAUAGAGUAA